Molecule: messenger RNA, 1689 nt
Organism: Aspergillus niger
Lineage: Eukaryota; Fungi; Ascomycota; Eurotiomycetes; Eurotiales; Aspergillaceae
Exons: 2
Coding region: 1-1689 (562 amino acids)
Biological process (GO): regulation of transcription by RNA polymerase II
Source: RefSeq, a predicted model, not a curated record
AUGGCGAACGCUUCGACCGAAACCCGGGACCUCUACGGCAUCGUGGACAUGGGCAGCAAUGGCAUACGAUUCUCGAUAACAGACCUCUCCCCCCAUGCCGCGCGCCUCAUGCCCAUCCUAUUCCAAGACCGAGCCGGCAUCUCGCUCUACGACGCGCAAUUCUCCGGCCCCACGCGGGGCCCAAUCUCACCCCCCACCACCGGGGAAGUCAUCCACCGACUGGCCCAAUUUCAACUCACCUGCGACGAUUUCCAAGUACCCAAGGAGAACAUCUACGUCCUAGCUACAGAGGCGACCAGGACGGCCUCAAACUCUGAAGAAUUCAGAGCGCGAAUCAAAGAAUAUACCGGGUGGGAAGUCACUCUCCUCUCGAAGGAAGAUGAAGGGAGGAUAGGGGCAUUAGGGAUCGCGAGCAGCUCUGCCUCCGUGGCAGGUAUCGCCAUGGAUCUAGGGGGCGGAAGCACCCAGAUCACAUGGGUGAUGGAGUCAGAGGGCACUGUUACGACGAGUCCGAAGGGCUCGUUCAGUUUCCCGUAUGGAGCCGCGGCGUUGACGAAACGGUUAGAGGAGGCACAGAAACAAGGGAAAGAUGCUGUGAAAGAGCUCAAGAGUGAGAUGACUCGGAAUAUCCAGGACGCGUAUCGCCAGCUGGAUGUCCCCAACGCGCUGGUAGAGAUGGCCCGCAGGCGAGGCAGGUUCGAUCUAUAUCUCUGCGGCGGGGGGUUCCGCGGCUGGGGGUACGUACUGAUGAAGCAGAGCAAAGUGAACCCGUACCCGAUCCCCAUAAUCAACGGAUUCCGCGUCAAGAGAGAAGACUUCCACGAUACAGUCUCAGUCCUGGAAGUGAUUUCCGAUUCCGACGAGAAGAUCUUCGGCGUAUCAGAACGCCGCGCCUCCCAGAUCCCCGCCGUGGCCGUUCUCGUGGACGUGAUCAUGGACGCAUUACCGGAGAUCACUCACAUCCAGUUCUGCCAGGGCGGCGUUCGCGAAGGAUACUUAUUCGACCGACUAUCCAGCGAAGUGCGAGCCCAGGACCCCCUCCUCGCAGCAACAGUGCCAUACGCACCCCCCUCAGCAAACGCAAUCAGAGACCUCCUCCAAUCAGCACUACCCACUUCACCUUCACCCAUCGCCUCAAUCCACCCUCCCCCAUCCUUCACCCCGAACCUAAUCGCAGCCAUAACUAACCUCCUCUACGCCCACUCCCAAGUCCCCCGUGAAUCCCGCUCCGCCGCAGCCCUCCACAGCACGACGACGGGCCUCCUCUCCUCCACGAACUGUCUCUCCCAUGUCGAACGAGCCCUCAUUGCCCUUGUGCUUUGUGAGCGCUGGACUGGAGACCUAGCGCCCAUGGACCAGGCGUACCAUAAGCAACUGAGUCGGUGUCUCACGGCGCAGGAGGUAUGGUGGGCUCGGUAUCUGGGGAGAGUAGCUGUUCUGGUCGGGGACGUGUAUCCUGCUGGGAGGGUGGAGGGCCAGUGGCGGAUCCGGAUUGAGACGCAGUGGGAGGAGAUCGAGAAGAAGGAACGGCGUGAUUUGUUGAGGGUGAAUGUGUGGAAGAAUGUGAGGUUUUUUGAAGUGCUAGAGGAGGAUAUGUUGCGGGAGAGGACGGAGAAGGUUGAGAAGGUUGGGAAGAGGAAGAAGUGGGUAAGCGAGUAUGGGGUCAAGGUUAAGGUGAGUAUUCUCUAG